This is a messenger RNA of Ostertagia ostertagi, 360 nucleotides long. NCBI's taxonomy places the organism in Eukaryota, Metazoa, Nematoda, Chromadorea, Rhabditida, Trichostrongylidae. The record is from the annotation of a GenBank genome assembly.
CGUGCAAAAGUAUCCUAUAAAUUUUCUUUCAGAAACGUAAAGAGCGAUGAGUACGAUCAAGCCAGGAUUUGUCGAGAAGUGGGCAUUCCCCUCUACAACGCUAUAACCCACUACGGUAAUGAGGAGUACGAUGAUUGUGCCAAAGCUAUGUUACCGAUUCGUGACAGAAUAUACACCAUUGGAGGAAGCAAUGCUCAGCGCGAUUUGUUUUCUCAGACGCUGAUCAAUGCGUGCAUGAAGUCGAAGGAUAAAGCGAUUAGUGAAAUGACCCUGAAAGUUCUCGAGGAGCGAAACAAUGUGAAAAAGUCAAAAAUCAGUGAUCGCCUUGCACUCAGGUAUAGGAAGCUGCAUCCUAUGUAA